Messenger RNA from Australozyma saopauloensis, 1473 nucleotides. RefSeq lists its product as uncharacterized. The coding region runs from base 1 to 1473 and encodes 490 amino acids. The record is from RefSeq and is a predicted model, not a curated record. The transcript has a single exon. Lineage: Eukaryota; Fungi; Ascomycota; Pichiomycetes; Serinales; Metschnikowiaceae.
AUGUUAACUCUUAUCCUAUGGAGUCUCCUAGUCCCUCUUGGACUCUUCUGUCUCUACACGGCCUUCCUUGACUUCAAUCGUGAUGUGCCUCAUGAAUAUCUUGAGCAACAGACUUUACUUGAACAAACGAGACAACCAAACGAGCUGGCCAUCCACAAAUCCCCGAAACUCGACUAUUCAACUGGCUUGCGUAUUGGUCUUGGUAUCCGAUAUGAUAGCUACAAGCUCAGAAAUGGUAAUUUGAACGAUAUCUGGGAGAUUUUGGUGGCACACCAUGGCUCGUCAAAGGAGGACACGAUUGUUGUGAACGGCGACUCAAUUCGAAUUUCCCAGUUAAACUAUGUAGUGUGCAAAAUAUCAGAAUGUCUUAAGUCUUUGACGGAUGUUCUGGAAGUGGCUAUACCUGUGUCAUUGUUCAUGGUCAACAAAUUUGCAUUUGCAGUGGCCACAGCUGCAUUUUUGGCUCAAGUCCCGGUGCAUGUCUAUGAAAGCGAUGCUAAACAGCAUUUGGAUAACAGCGCUAUAGCAUUUUCGCAGGAAGGAAGCGCGGCACUUUUGAAACGGCUCCCGGAUGAUUCGUUGGUGCUCGAUCUACAAGAGUUUGAUUUUUUAACAGACAAACCGGAUUUUGAAAACAACUACUCCGUGGAGAAGGAUCGAGGCAUAGCAUUGAAGUUAUCUACUCGUCUUAAUCAUAAGGUCAUUGCAUUGACUUCAUUUACACAACUCAAUUUGAUCUCUGCCGUGGCCAGUUGCAUUAAGCACCUACCUCCUUCUAAACAGAUCGGGCCUCAUGACCGCAUUGUGAUCAGCCAGGACCACAGUACCCCGGAGAGCAUAUUGAACGAAGUGGUCAAAGUCUUGGUCCUGUUUGUCAGUGGUGCUAGCUUAGUUCUCACUCAAGAAGAUAAUUUUAUGGUUCACAAGCCAACAAUUCUUGUCGCCAGCUCUCCUGAAAUACAGAAAUUGGGCUCCGCGCAAAUUACAGGGCUUCUGUACUACCACCGUCUUUACUCACUUUCAAGAUUACGGUUCUCUCCUCUUGCGUCUUCCUCUGGGUUAAGACUUAUCUAUGUUCAUCGCGACUGUAGCACCGGGAAAUACACGAACUGGAACCAUCUCCGGGCUGCUCUAGGCGUCAACAUUGUGGAAGAGGUUGGGCACUUCAAUGUUGCCGGCCCAUUCCUUGUGACGGAUUACUACGACUACCGUACGUUUCUGGAGAAAUUGGCCAGCCAGGUUGCUGCAUCAGGAGGAAUUUGCCAGGCUAAUGAAAUCAAGUUGUUGGAAUUCGACGCCACACAAUCAGGUGCUUUGGCGCUUCGUGGAUACAAUAUUGGGAAAGCGGUCACGAUCAUGGAGGGUGUUGGACAAACCAGAGUCACACCAGAUGCUUCUGGUUUUUUCAGGCUUCCAUUCAAUUGUAGAUGGGGUCUGGAUGGCUGCUUGUACGUCCUAAAAAGGACUGUCUAG